AGGGAAAUCUCUGCAGUACUUGAUCCUCUUCACAUCUCUUUAAUUUAAAAGCUAAUUCUUAACCAGUUAUGGUGAUUUGACCUUUUUUCAGGAUUAUUAUUAUUAUUAGGCUGUUUAUGAUGGAGCCAUCAGAAAUCAGCACGUGUUCUAGACCUCCUGAGUGCCAGCUUUCUGAGGAUGUGAAGACAGAGACUUGCUCAAUGUCAAGUGGAAGCUCGUCAAGUGUCGUGGGACACGUCAUUCCCACAGACCAAGAGAACAGAGAAUUCCCAAAAGAGGAGCCUGAAGAUGAAGACUACCUUUACUGUGAGCACUGCAGGUCCUUCUUUACCAAUGAGUGUAAUGUUCAUGGUCCAGCUGUCUUUGUCCCUGACACUCCUGUUCCUAUGGGAGUCGCUGACCGAGCCAUACAAACCCUUCCACAAGGUCUAGAAGUUCGAGAGUCUAGUAUUCCUGAGGCAGGCCUGGGUGUCUUCAAUAAAGGCGAGAUUAUUCCAGUUGGUGUGCACUUUGGACCCUAUGAGGGAGAUCUGGUAGACAAAGAGGAAGCUAUGAACAGUAACUACUCUUGGGUGAUAUACAAAUAUAAUCAAAGUGAGGAAUACAUAGAUGCCAAGAAAGAGACACAUGCUAACUGGAUGAGGUAUGUGAAUUGCGCUCGUAAUAAUGAAGAGCAAAAUCUUGUGGCAUUCCAGUAUCAAGGGAGAAUUCUAUAUCGCUGCUGUCAAAACAUUAAACCAGGACAGGAGCUCUUGGUGUGGUCUGAAGAGGAGCAUGCUAAAGAUUUUGACAAAAAGAACGGCAUUCUUUUGCAAGUCAUCUCUUGCUUUUUGCAUCCACCCUGCGAGAAAUCUCAACUUUAUGUACGCGGAUGUAUUAGGAGAUGCCGGUAUCGCCAAUAUGAGCGAACACAAGAAUCCAGAGAGAUUAAAUGUGCAGAGAAUCCAGCGACCACAAGGAGCCCUGAUGGUCGACAUGUAUCUGCUAGCCUUACUAAGUUUCACAGACGAAUGCAGAAGGAAAUUCACCAAUGCUCAGAGUGUGAGGAGAGUUUUUUUCAAUUAAGUCAUCUCCGAGAACACCAGCGCAUUCACACAGGGCAGAAUCUGCAUCACUGCUCACAGUGUGGGAAGAGUUUUAAUCAAGUGCAUUAUCUUCAAGUACACCAGCGCAUUCACACAGGAGAGAAGCCUUAUAAUUGCUUACAGUGCGGGACAAGUUUUACUCAACAGAGUACUCUCCAAAUACACCAGCGCAUUCACACAGGAGAGAAGCCCCAUCACUGCUCACAGUGCGGGAAGAGUUUUACUCAACUGAGUACUCUCCAACAACACCAGCGCAUUCACACAGGCGAGAAACCAUAUCACUGCUCAGAGUGUGGGAAGAGUUUUACUCGCCAAGGUUCUCUCCAGUUCCACCAGUCCAUUCACUUGGGAGAGAAACCAUAUCACUGCUCACAGUGUGAGAAAAGUUUUACUCACUCCAGUAGUCUCCAGCUUCACCAGCGCAUUCACACAGGGCAGAAUCUGCAUCACUGCUCACAGUGUGGGAAGAGUUUUAAUCGAGUGCGUAAUCUUCAAAUACACCAGCGUGUUCACACAGGCGAGAAGCCGUAUUGCUGCUCCCAGUGUGGAGCGAGUUUUUCUUCAUACACUACCCUCCGACGUCACCAGUAUAUUCACACCGGAGAAAAACCGUAUCACUGCUCACAGUGUGGGAAGCGUUUUCGUCACGGGAAUACGCUUCAACAACACCAGCUCAUUCACACAGGAGAGAAACGCUAUCACUGCUCACAGUGUGAGAAGAGUUUUAGUCGAGCAGGUACUCUUAAAGAACACCAACGUAUUCACACAGGGGAGAAGCCUUAUCAGUGCUCACAGUGUAGGAAGCGUUUUACUCAACUGAGUACUCUCCAACAACACCAGCGCAUUCACACAAGAGAUUAAACAUGUUUGUAUAAAACCAGUGCUUAGGAUGUCUACAGAUAUUUACUUUUGGUAAAACAUUAAAUUGACCCUCGGACUGUGGCAUAUGACAAAUUGUGGAUGCGUCAUUUCGGUUUAAUUUUGGUAAAACAGAGUUACCGGCAAACGCUUCAGGUAUCUACAUAAUAUUCAUUACAUUUUACAUAAUGACAUUUUCAUUAAUCUUUUGAUGUCUUAAACAUAUAAACUUGAUUGAAAUGUUUUACCUCAUACAUUGUAUUGGGAUCUCUUAAACAGGGCUUUCCCCAAUGUUUAAGCACUCCACUGCUAUCACUUGCACACCAAAAAAAAAAAAAAUCAGUACCAUAAAUUGAACAAUGCAGAGUACUUUCUACACUUAAAUAUCUCCUAUUCUCCUCUGAAAAUGAGUAAUGACUACAGAAAUAAGAUAUUGUAAUAUAUCGAUCUAGACUAUCCUGCUACUCAACCCAGAAGUGAAAAUAAAGGGAUUCACUGUGUGCACUGACUACAAUUCACAACCGUACAUAAAGCCACUUUUGAGGUGCUGGUCACUAGAUGGCACUGUUGCAUGAUUUGACCUUGAUUGUGUUCCUGGAACCCUGGAAUUGGAAAAUGAAGAGGCGUGCUAUGAAGUGUUUUCAUCUCAUCUCAUUAUCUCUAGCCGCUUUAUCCUUCUACAGGGUCGCAGGCAAGCUGGAGCCUAUCCCAGCUGACUACGGGUGAAAGGCGGGGUACACCCUGGACAAGUCGCCAGGUCAUCACAGGGCUGACACAUAGACACAGACAACCAUUCACAGUCACAUUCACACCUACGGUCAAUUUAGAGUCACCAGUUAACCUAACCUGCAUGUCUUUGGACUGUGGGGGAAACCGGAGCACCCGGAGGAAACCCAUGCGGACACGGGGAGAACAUGCAAACUCCGCACAGAAAGGCCCUCGCCGGCCCCGGGGCUCGAACCCAGGACCUUCUUGCUGUGAGGCGACAGCGCUAACCACUACACCACCGUGCCGCCCCGUGUUUUCAUUUCAAAUCUAAUUUUGUCUUUUCAAUUUUGCUCCUUGCAUAUUUGACACGGUAAAAAACAAAGUUUAAUAGUUUUGAAUUGUGCCUAAAUCAGCCCUAGAUGCCACCAGAAUGCAAGAUUUGAAGUCUCUAAUUUCAAACUUUUCUGGUGGAGCAUGCCUUCAGGCCUGGACCCCAUAGCAACCUUUAGGGCCUUCCAGGUUGGACCAGCCCUUACGGGCUCUGCAUCAGUAGCACCGAUCUGAUAAUUUUUUCUGGGGAAAGCCCUGCUUCAAUGAAAUACAAAGCAGUCAAAUUUCAUUAAUGUGAUAUGCUAGAUAGCCAAAAGUUUGUAGACACCUGAGUAUCACGUCCAUAUGGACUUGAACCCCAGUUUGUUUGCUGUAUUGGUCUCUAUUGGGAAUGGUUUCCAUUAGAUUUCAGCCAGUCGGGUUCUUGCAGGCUUGUCAAGUUCUGCCACACCAAACAUGGCGCACGAUUUCUUCAUGGACCUCACUUUGUGCAGGGCAACAUUAUCAUUGCUGAAUCAUGAUAAUCAAGCUGAAACAAACUAAUGCUGAAAGUCAAAGGCACAUAAUUCUCUAAUUUGGGCCCAAGCACCGUAGGUGCAAGAACCCUAUUGGAUACGUAAGAAGGUUUUUUUGUUCUUCAAGACUUGACUAUUUUUUAGGUGGUUCCAAUGGGCAAAAACUUAUGAAAGUUAUCACACACUUCAGUGUUGGUGACAGCUACUCCAGGAGAGGGCUUUGGCCCAAUGACUCUAUAGUGCCACUAUUUGUAAUUGAGUCUUGUGCCUAGCAUAUAGUUUCAUGUACACACAUCAAACUUGGUACACAUGGGUGUCCCUAAGACAAACACAUUUAUAACAUGUAUUGCUUUCACCACACCCAACAGGAAGGGAGUUAUUUUGGAGUUUGUGCAUUUAGACACUGUCAUGGUGCAGGCACUUACGGACGUGUGCGCAGAAGAGGAGUGUAGAGCAAACAGUGAACAAGCCAAAACGUGAGACGAGAAUCAGAGUCAAGGGACUAGCGAUGGUCAGGCGAAGGGCAAACGAGAGAGAACAAAAGAGUAAACAUGAAAGAGGGAAGUAAUGGUCAGAAACCUGAAAAUCAGUCAGAAGAAACAAGGCUUGGUAUGAACUGAGGAUAGUAGAACAAUAUUUCACAAUGAAGUGGUGUGAGCGUGAGGUUUAAAUAGGCAGAGGAACUAAUUAGAGUGAUGAGUGACAGCUGUGGUUAAUAGUUAGGAGACAGAGGGUGCUGUGAGUUCUGGGAAGUGUAGUCCUUGGAGUCCAUGUUUGUAGUCUGGACGAUGGAGCCCCCCCGAGGAGCUCCGACCGGGAGCUAUAGAUUUUCUAGGGCGCCCCCUACCUCUGGGUGCAGGUUUGUCUUGAUGUGUGGCAUGAAAUUCUUGCUUGAGGAGUGGCUCUAGGAUGUCUUUGGCGGGAACCCAGCAUGUUCCUCAGGUUCGUAACCCUCCCAAUCUGCCAGGUACUCGAUCUGCCCUCUUCUUCAUCUAGAGUUGAUCUUGUUUACCUGUUAGAUGGGUUCGCCUUCUAAGUCCAGAGCUGGAUGUUCCUGGCUUGCUGCGUUUUCAGCACGAGGGCCCGGGAUAGCAGGUUUCAAAUAGGAUAUAUGAAAUGUGGGUGAUAGUCUGCUGUGAGGGGGGAGCUCUAGCCGGUACCAAACUUCAUUGAUGCGGUCGGUGACUUUAAAUGGCCCGAUGUAUCAUGGUUGUAGCUUCCUGCAUGAAUUGGGUUCUCAGAGGUUCUUUGUUGCUGUCCAUACUCUGUCCCCUGGGUUGUAUGUAGGUUUGUCUGCGUACUCUUUGUACUUGGCAUUGACUGUUUCAAUACGUUGGUGUACCUCCUCCCAAAGUGUUUGGCUGUGUGAGAACCAAUCUUCAACGGCUUGAACUUGGUUGGGUGAGUCCUCCCAAGGGAACGGGGUGGUUGGUAGCUGAGUAUGCACUGAAACGCUGUUAGGUGGGUUGCAGAGUGCUUGAGGGAGUUCUGUGCAUACUCGGCCCAUGGAAGGAAGUGUGCCCAGUUCCCCUGGUUGCGCAUACAGAAGAUUGUCAAGAAGCAGCUGAUUUCUUGAUUUGCUCUUUCGACUUGGCCAUUGGACUGAGGGUGGUAUCCGGAUGUGAGACUCACAGAAAUUCCUAAUCUCUCCAUGAAGUUCUUCCAGAAAUGUGAAAUGAACUGUGCGCCCCGGUCACUGACAAUGUCCUCAGGGAGACCAUAGUAACGGAAUACCUGCUGGAAUAACAGUUCUGCUGUUUGGGAUGCUGCGGGAAUGCCAGGUAACGGAAGGAGUCUAAGGGCUUUGGAGAAACAAUAGAUUGUUAACAUGAUGUUGCUCAGUGAGGGGGGAAGGUCGGUGAUGGAAUCCAUGGCAUUGUGGGACCAGGGUCUCUGAGGAACAGGGAGGGGACAAAGUUUGCCAGCGGGAGGUGUUUUGGGAACCUUGGCUUGGGCGCAGACGGAGCAUGAGGUGAUGAACUGGCUAAUUUGUGUGAGCAUGUUCUCCCACCAGUACUUAUUCUUGAUCAUCUGAUGGGUGCAUUGGCUGCCAGGGUGUCCAGUGGCUGGUGAAGCGUGGGCCCACGUAAUUAGUUUGCCACUAAGAUGCUUGGGCACACACAGUAGACUGGGUGGAAGAUCGUCGGGAAGUGUUUGGGGUCGAAAGUCUCUGAUUUCUUUAUCUAAAUCCCAAGUAAUGGACUGAAGGAAGCACUGAGACAGAAGUAUGGGAUGAGUAACGGGAUCUUGGUGAGUGGUUGCAAAGAUUUGUGAUAGGGCAUCGGCCUUGGUAUUCUUGGAGCCAGGAUGGAAUGAGAUGGUGAAAUUAAAUCUUGUGAAGAAAAGAGCCCACCUGGCUUAGUGAGGAUUUAGCCGCUUGACUUACCUGAGAUAUUCAAGGUUCUUGUGGUCAGUGAGAAUAACAAACGGGUGAGUGGCUCCCUCAAGCCAGUGUCGCCAUUCUUCGAGGGCCAGUUUUAUGGUGAGUAGUUCCCCCAUCAUAAUUUCUUUCAGCGGAAGAGAGUUUCUUAGAAAAGAAUGCUACUGGAUGGAGUUUGUUUUUCCCCGAAAUGUUUUGAUCGCACAGCUCCUACUCCCGUGUCCGAUUAUUCGACCUCCAGAGUGAAAGGUUUGGACGUAGAGGUGAUUCUGGAGCAGGCAAUUGAGGACCGUCCUAACUUGCUGGAUGUGACUUUUUUUCGUCAGGAGAAUAUAUUAAGAGGUCAUCGAUAUAGGCGAUGGCGUAUCUCCCUAGCACAUCCCAUAACACGUCGUUGAUGAGAUACUGGAACAUGCUAGGUGCUGAAGAAAGGCCAUACAGCAUUACCCGGUACUCAAAGUAGCUGGCAGUAGUGCUGAAUGCUGUUUUCUACUUGUCACCCCUUUUGAUUCUGAUGAGAUUUUACGCGCUGCAUAAGUCGAGCUUAGAAAAGAUCUUGGCCGAUCUGAGUUGUUCUAAGGCUGUUGGGACAAGAGGGAGUGGAUACGGGUACUUGACUGACACUUGGUUCAAUCCUCUGUAGUCGAUACAUGGGCGAAGACCACCACCAUGUUUCUCCACAAAGAAGAAGCCUGCUGAGGCUGGAGACUUUGAAGGAUGGAUGUAACCCUGUUUGAGGGCUUCCUGGAUGUAUUCCUCCAUAGCAGCUUGCUCCUUCUGAGAGAGAGGGUAGAUGUGCCCUCUUGGUGGUGAUGUGCCCGGCGAUAGGUCGAUAGCUCAGUCAUAUGGCCUGUGAGGUGGCAACCUGCAUGCCUUACCCUUACUAAAAUCCUCCUUGAGGUCAAGCAUAGGACUCUCCGUAGAGGUGGAGGCGAGUGUGAUCUUAGGGUGAGAGAAGCAGCCUAGAAAGCAUGUGGGCAACCAUUGUAGAAUCUCUUUGUUCUGCCAAGAAAUCAAGGGAUCUGAAGUUGGAGCCAAGGGUAACCAAGAACGAGGUCAUGAUGGACUGUGGUGGUGACAGAGUGAAAUGAGCUCAGAAUGGAGGGCGCCCACUUGGAUGUGGAUGGGAGUGGUGCGUAGGGUGACUAGACCAUCCCCUAUGGGUCCUCCAUUGAUUGUACGAAUGCUGAGCAAACUUUAAAGAGGAGUUGUGGGCAAGUUGAACUUCUGGACGACAACGCUGCUGACAAAGUUCCCCUCUGCUCCUGAGUCUAUGAAAGCAGAGAGGAUGUUGGUGGAAGAAGUCAACUUUAACAGCACUGGAACCUUGAACGACUUGGAAUUAAACCUGCUUGUGGGACUUACAUGGUGUGGAGGUCACUGUGCAGAAGAUGGAUGAGGAGGACAAAUGGGGCAGUGGCUGAGCAGAUGUUCAGAGCUUCCACAGUAAAAGCAGAGUCCCUCCCUUCUCCUCCUAAUGCAUUCGAAGCGAGUUAACCAGGUGUGUGAGACUUCCAUGGCGGAACUGUCCUCUGAGAUCGGAGCCAGUCUUACAGCCUCCUGCAGGGAGGGUCGAUGAGUUAGGAAAUUGCCCAGACAAAUUGCAAGGUCAAUGAGAAAAUCUAGUGUCAACUGUUCAUCUCGGCAGGCGAGCUCACUCAGUAUCUCAAGGCGCAGCCCUUUGCGAAAGACAGCCUUCAGAGCAGGAUCAUUCCAUCCACUAGUGGCUGCUAGUAUUCUGAAUUACAGAGCAUACUCUGCUACGCUUCUGGAACCUUGUGACAUGGUGAGUAAACUUUCCCCUACUUCAAUGCCUUCAGGUUUGAGGUCGAAAACCCUUUUGAAUUGAGUGAGAAACUGCUCAUAAGAAUUCAUGGGUCCACUACCAUUGUUCCAGAUGGCACUGGCCCAUUGAAUGGCUUUACCUGUGAGAAAGGAGAGGAAUUUAGCAAUCUUGUGCUCAUCAGACAUGUUUGGCAUGGCAGCGAAGUACAUGGAGCAUUGGAGGAGGAAACCCUUAACUCGAGCAGAUCUGAACUUCUCCGGAGCAGGAAGUUGUAGUGCUGGGCUUGGAGAUGGUUCGGAGCACGGUAGGAGGGCCUGUGACAUCAGUUGCUAGUUGCGACAUCAAUUGCUAGUUGAGACAUCCUUGUGUUGAGGUCGGCUAGCAUCUGCUGAUGUUCUCCUAGUAAGCGUCCUUGAGUGUUUAGAGCUGUCUGCUUCGCCCCUUCCACUACAUCCAUGUUGGCAAAGUAUCCUGUCAUGGUGCAGGCACUUACAGACGUGUGCGCAGAAGAGGAGCAUAGAACAAACAGUGAACAAGCCAAAACGUGAGACGAGAAUCAGAGUCGAGGGACUAGUGAUGGUCGGGUGAACGGCAAACAGGGCAAAUGAGAGAAGACAAAAGAGUAAACAUGAAAGAGUAAAGGUCAGAAACAUGAGAAUCAGUCAGAAGAAACAAGGCUUGGUAUGAACUGAGGAUAGCAGAACAAUACUUCACAAUGAAGUGGUGUGAGUGUGAGGUUUAAAUAGGCAGAGGGACUAAUUAGAGUGAUGAGUGACAGCUGUGGUUAAUAGUCAGGAGACAGAGGGCGCUGAGAGUUCUGGGAAGUGUAGUUCAAGGAGUCCGUGUCUGUAGUUUGGACGAUAUUAGCAGGUUUAUUUACACACGUAUUACAUUUUGAAAUAAUGUUUAUCAGUUUCAGUCAGAUUUGGUAGACAUGAGCUGUUGCUGAUGUAAAAUUGUGAGGGGAUUUUUGAUAUCUUGCAAGGCAUUCAAAUGGCAACAUGAUUUCUCUCACCAGGCAAAUAGGAAGUGACACAUUCCAUGCACUGCUUGAUAGAUAGCUUAGACCUAAGAGUGUUAAGCAAACAUUGUAUUUAGUUACCUUGGUUAAUUGUGGUGUUAAUUUGUGAUUAUCAGGGAUUAACUUUGACGCACUGUUCCUGAUCUGUCUCGAGCUUUACACUAAACUCUCCACUGCUCAGGUAACAGCACAACUCGUAUGAGUUGCACCUGUUUCAGUUUAUAUAUGAAAUCAUUGAUAUUCUUCACAAGUAUGAUAGUAAUGCAUCACAAACCAGCUUAUGAAGUUUAAAUUACACUAAAUAUUUCGACAUUAAGCUUUAUGACUUUACAAACCAAAACUGAGUUCUGCCUCUAUACCCCGUCUUCCUUCCACAAAAACUGGUUAAAACUCAGGACCUUUACUACUCACAGCUAAAGUAACUGUACAUGUAAAACUGGAUAAUUUAUCACAUGCAUACAGAAUUUAGUCUGCAUGAUGUAAGCAUGGCUGAGAAUCGGAAUGUUUGAUAUGCGAAAUGAUGUAAUGAAUAUAGUGUGUUGUGGCACAUGAGGCAUGCUGGUUCAUUCCACAUUCACUCAUGAAGUGAUUGAAUUUGAGCAACAUGAUUGACACCUGAACUGUAUCCUUGUAGUUGAGCCACAAAAACUGAUAUUUCCAAUGUUUAAGUCUCUUGACUUUUUUCCACGUGUAAAGGCGAUGUCUGAAAAUGGGAUGUUACCUGCAUUUUACCAUUCUACAUGGAAGUAAGAAAAACGGGACAGAUGCAUACAACCCCAAUUCUAAAAAAGUUGGGAUGCUGUGUAAACUGCAAAACCAGAAGGCGAUAAUUUGCAAAUCGUGGAAACCCAAUAUCAAAAAUAGUACAAAGACAACAUAUCAAAUGUUGAAACUGAGAAAUUUUAUUGCUUUUUGAAAAAUAUAAUUUUGCUCAUUUUGAAUUUGAUGUCUGCAACACGUUUCCGUCCGGGGAUUGGGCUGGCCACUCCAUAACUUUAAUUUUGUUGCUCUUGAACCCUGAUGCUGCUCGCUUACUGGUGUGUUUGGGGUCGUUGUCUUGUUGACCGUCUUUGAUCACCCUGGAGCUGAUCAUUGGCUGAGUCUUUGCCAUUCUGGCUAUUCUUCGAUCCAUUCGAAUGGUAGUCUUCUGUUUUCUUCCAUGUCUCUCUGGUUUUGCUGUCCAUUUUAAAGCACUGGAGAUCAUUUUAGCCGAGCAGCCCAUCAUUUUCUGCACUUCUUUACAGUAUACGUUUUCCCCUCUCCAAUCAACGUUUUAAUCAAAGCACGCUGUUCUUCUGAACAAUGUCUGGAACGACCCAUGUUUCUCAGGUUUUCAGAGAGAAAUGCAUGUGCUGGCUUCAUCCUUAAAUUAGGGCCACCUGAUUGACACCUGUUUUUUCACAGAAUGAAUGACCUCACUAAUUAAACUCCACACUGCUAUUAUUUUGAACACAUUCCUUUCACUUAAUUAUUAGAUUACACAGACUCAGGAGCAUGCAUAUCAUGAAUGUUGGGUCUGUUGGUUUUCUGUGACUCUACUACACCUACUGGUAAAUUAUUUGCCAGGUAGUAAUAUAAUUUCCACCAAAAACAGUGAUUGAUCUGGUUAGUCAUGUUGGACUGCUAUUAUUUUGAACGCAACUGUAUAUCAUUCAGCAUUUGUUAAUCUGUUGAUUGCACCAGAGGUGUGAGGACCCUUCAUCGCCAUUUGUGGUUGGAUUAUAUUAUCGUAUUGUUUAUCAUUUAGAUUCCCCUUCACUGAGACUGAAGGGCCCAGCCCAGGCCACCAUUUACUGUCCAUGUAUUUUUUGCCUUUCUACUACCCUUUCUCUUCUUUCUACAAUACAACCGCUCCUACCUAAGAGUUGGGGAAUUAUUUCCUGUUUUUCCAAGAUUGUGAUACAUGAUUUUAUCACUGAGAUCAAUUCAGUUCAAUGUGAUUUCACUGAGAGGCUGAGUUCACUCAUAAUAUCUACAUGGUAUGUGUCUGGUCCUUGAUCACUCCUAAAAUGUAGACGUAUCUGUUAUCAGGUUAUAAUGUCUUCGUCCUGUAGUUUUAAGUCUUUGUGUUUUUCUUUUCAUGUUUUUCUCGUGUCUAAAGACUUGGGUUUUAUUAUCUAGUAAAGUGCUUUCUGUACGAACACAUCAGCAUAGUGUCCAUAUAAAAGCUAACUGUAGCCACCUUUUUGUUUCGACUCGGAUUUGAUACUGCGUGAACUGCUGUCUACUCAGGUUUUUUUUUUCUCUUUUUUUCUACACAAUAAACUUUUUCUCACCUGA
Neoarius graeffei (lesser salmon catfish) is the source of this 10963-nucleotide messenger RNA. RefSeq names its product histone-lysine N-methyltransferase PRDM9-like. The record is from RefSeq and is a predicted model, not a curated record. Gene Ontology annotation, molecular function: DNA-binding transcription activator activity, RNA polymerase II-specific; RNA polymerase II cis-regulatory region sequence-specific DNA binding; histone methyltransferase activity. Bases 117 to 1946 code for a protein of 609 amino acids. The transcript has 6 exons. Lineage: Eukaryota; Metazoa; Chordata; Actinopteri; Siluriformes; Ariidae. Gene Ontology annotation, biological process: regulation of transcription by RNA polymerase II. Gene Ontology annotation, cellular component: nucleus.